Habropoda laboriosa is the source of this 1442-nucleotide messenger RNA. RefSeq names its product TBC1 domain family member 13. Gene Ontology annotation, biological process: intracellular protein transport; activation of GTPase activity. Lineage: Eukaryota; Metazoa; Arthropoda; Insecta; Hymenoptera; Apidae. Gene Ontology annotation, molecular function: GTPase activator activity. The record is from RefSeq and is a predicted model, not a curated record. The transcript has 10 exons. Bases 1 to 1191 code for a protein of 396 amino acids.
AUGAGUAUUUUAAGAAAGAGAUUAAACGAGUUCGAUGAUAUUUUAGCCGCUGAGGAAAUAGAUCUCAUCAGUCUCAAACGAUUAUGCUUCCAUGGAAUACCAGAUGAAGGUGGCUUGAGACCAUUAUGUUGGAAACUUUUAUUGAAUUAUUUACCUCCAACAAGAGCCAGUUGGUCUGAGACACUUACACGUAAAAGAACUCUUUAUAAAACCUUUAUUGAGGAUCUCAUUGUCACACCAGGCGAAGCAAAUAGUGAUGGUGAAAGAAUGGAUGUUACACUUCAUGAUCACCCUUUAAAUUUAAAUCCUGAUAGCAAAUGGCAAACUUACUUUAAGGACAAUGAAGUUCUUCUUCAAAUAGAUAAAGAUGUUAGGAGACUAUGUCCAGAUAUAUCAUUUUUUCAACAAGGCACAGAUUAUCCCUGUAAAGAGAUUGUAGAUGCUUGUGGACAGAAACGUUUACAUCAUAGAGUACAGCAUACAGUUUUAAGAAGUGCAAAUGUGGAGAGGAAAGGACUUGGUGUUACCAAGAUAGCAGUUUCCAUUAGGAAAGCUACAGAAGAUUAUGCACCACUUGCAGAAGGUGGAGAGGCACAUUGGGAGGUUCUCGAAAGAAUACUUUUUCUUUAUGCUAAAUUAAAUCCAGGUCAAGGCUAUGUGCAAGGCAUGAAUGAAAUUGUUGGUCCUAUUUAUCAUGCAUUUGCAUGUGAUCCUGAUCAAAAAUGGAGGGAACAUGCAGAAGCAGAUACUUUUUUCUGCUUCACCAAUCUGAUGAGCGAAAUUCGUGAUUUCUUUAUAAAAUCGUUAGAUGAAGCUGAAUUUGGUAUUAACUCAAUGAUGGGCAAGCUCACAAAUCAAGUUAAGGCUAAUGAUCCUGAAAUUUGGAUGCGCCUACAUCAACAAGAAUUAUGCCCACAAUAUUAUAGUUUCAGAUGGCUGACACUUCUCCUCUCACAAGAAUUCCCGUUACCGGAUGUGAUGAGAAUUUGGGAUUCUCUCUUUGCCGAUGACAACAGAUUCAGCUUCUUGAUACACAUUUGCUGUGCCAUGAUUUUGCUCUUAAGGGACCAAUUACUUGCUGGCGAUUUUGCUACAAACGUUAAACUUUUACAAAAUUUUCCUUCAAUGGACAUACAGAUAGUACUUUGUAGGGCAGCUGCGUUGGCAGGCAAAAGUUUUAAUUCAUCAUAACGUGUUACUCUGCACGUGUAGCUCCAUGCAGAACUGAGAGAACGUAAACAAACCGUCUGGCAUGGAGCGUUUGUACGUCCUCCAAAGGUAUAUAUCCUUGAUGCCGUUAUUUUCUUGUUUCCUUCUUUUUGUUCUCUCUUUCUACAAUGUAAAUUAUGAUUUUACACAUAGGCCUGAGCAUUCUUCCGCGAACAACUUAACAGAACUAAAAAUAGUUCGCUCUAGAAAUAUAUGAUACGUAUAUCAAUAUA